UGUAUGCAUGGGACAGGAUGCUUUCAUGGAGCCUUCCAGCAGCAUGGUUGCAGUCUUUCAGUGCAAGAUGUACCUCCUUCUCUUAGCGGGUGCUUGUUCAGGGCUGAAGGUGACGGUGCCUUCACACACCGUCCACGGCAUCAGGGGUCAGGCCCUCUACCUCCCCGUGCACUAUGGCUUCCACACCCCGGCAUCAGACAUCCAGGUCAUAUGGCUGUUUGAGAGGCCCCAUACGAUGCCCAAAUACCUGCUAGGCUCUGUGAAUAAGUCUGUGGUUCCUGACUUGGAAUACCAGCACAAGUUCACCAUGAUGCCACCCAAUGCAUCUCUACUCAUCAACCCACUGCAGUUCACUGAUGAAGGCAAUUACAUUGUGAAGGUCAACAUCCAGGGAAACGGAACGCUGUCUGCUAGUCAGAAGAUACAAGUCACUGUUGAUGAUCCUGUCAAAAAGCCAGUGGUGCAGACCCAUCCUUCCUCUGGGGCUGUGGAGUAUGUGGGGAAUAUGACCCUGACAUGCCAGGUGGAAGGGGGCACUCGGCUAAUUUACCAGUGGCUAAAAAAUGGAAGGCCUGUCCACACCAGCUCCACCUAUUCCUUUUCUCCCCAAAACAACACCCUUCAUAUUGCUCCAGUGACCAAGGAAGACAUUGGGAAUUACAGUUGCCUGGUGAAGAACCCUGUCAGUGAGGUGGAAAGUAACAUCAUUAUGCCCAUCAUAUAUUAUGGACCUUAUGGACUUCAAGUGAAUUCUGAUAAAGGACUGAAAGUAGGGGGAGUGUUUACUGUUGACCUUGGAGAAGCCAUCCUAUUUGAUUGUUCUGCUGAUUCUUAUCCCCCCAACAUCUACUCCUGGAUCCAGAGGGCUGACAAUACAACAUAUGUCAUUAAGCAUGGGCCUCACUUGGAAGUUGCUUCUGAGGAAGUAGCCCAGAAGACAACUGACUAUGUGUGCUGUGCUUACAACAACAUAACUGGAAGGCAAGAUGAAACUCGUUUCACAGUUAUCAUCACUUCUAUAGGACUGGAGAAGCUUGCACAAAAAGGGAAAUCAUUGUCCCCUUUAGCUUGCAUAACUGGAAUAUCACUAUUUUUGAUUGUAUCCAUGUGUCUUCUCUUCCUAUGGAAAAAAUAUCAACCCCACAAAGUUAUAAAACAGAAGCUAGAAGGCAGGCCAGAAACUGAAUACAGGAAAUCUCAAACAUUUUCAGGCCAUGAAGAUGCUCUGGAUGACUUCGGAAUAUAUGAAUUUGUUGCUUUUCCAGAUGCUUCUGGUGUUCCCAGGAUGCCAAGUAGAUCUGUUCCAGCCUCUGAGGGUGUAGCAGGGCAAGAUCGGCACAGUACAAUUUACGAAGUUAUUCGGCAUAUUCCUGCACAACAGCAAGACCAUCCAGAGUAA
This is a messenger RNA of Lemur catta (Ring-tailed lemur), 1399 nucleotides long. It is a transcript of the gene HEPACAM2, whose product is annotated as HEPACAM family member 2. The record is from RefSeq and is a predicted model, not a curated record. The transcript is spliced from 9 exons. Lineage: Eukaryota; Metazoa; Chordata; Mammalia; Primates; Lemuridae. The coding region runs from base 8 to 1399 and encodes 463 amino acids.